Staurois parvus is the source of this 766-nucleotide messenger RNA. Lineage: Eukaryota; Metazoa; Chordata; Amphibia; Anura; Ranidae. The record is from the annotation of a GenBank genome assembly.
AUGAGGGGCUCGGGGAUGUCUAGACUUCUCUACCAGCUGCUGAUCAGCCAUCCUCAGUGUGCCAGGCCGGCCAAUCAGAACGUUGGAGGAGGAGAGGGCUGUUUACUUCUACAAAGCUCCUGUCCAGCUAUGAUGUCCGGAGGGUGGAGAUAACGCCGCCAGAACAGAGGAAGUUAACCUUCGACACACACGCUCUGGUGUGCGACCUGGAGACACAUGGGUUUGACAAAACUCAAGCAGAAACGAUUGUAUCUGCGCUGGCCUCCUUGACCAAUGCUAGUUUGGACACGGUGUACAGAGAUAUGGUGACACGGGCUCAGCAGGAAAUUACCAUCCAGCAGGUCAUGGCCCACUUGGACUCUAUACGGAAAGACAUGGUGAUUCUGGAGAAAAGCGAAUUUGCCACCCUCCGGGCAGAAAAUGAGAAAAUGAAGAUUGAACUGGAGCAUGUCAAGCAGCACCUCCUGAAUGAAACAAACCAGAUCCGGGCCGACACGAAACUGGACAUAAACCUGGAGCGCAGCCGUCUGACGGACUUGUUUACAGAUCAAGAGAAGAAGCUGAUGGAAGCCAGCACAGAAUUCCAUAAAAAGAGUACGACUACCGAUGGAGACAUCACAGAGAUCCACAAGAAGAUUGACAUAGACAUCGCUUCUCUAAAAAAACCCUCAUGGAGUCCCAUAAACUGGACACCGUCCGUUAUUUAGCUGCCUCUGUGUUUACUUGCCUUGCCAUAGCCCUGGGAUUUUACCGACUCUGGAAAUAG